GUAUUUUUUCUUUCUCACUGUACGUGUUUUAUUAAUUAAUUAUGAUGUUUUCUGUUUACACGUACAGUUUCUGUAAUACAUUUGUUAUUGUUACCAUUCUUUGGUUGCUCAUUCCCAAUACUAUUACUAAAGUUGCCCCAACCUAUGCCCAUUCAUGUUUUGAUACAACAAUUACAUACACUCCCAAUACCACUUUUGAAUCUAAUCUCAAUCUCCUCUUCUCCACUCUUUCUUCCAAUGCUACCAACAAUAUUAACGGAUUUUACAACGCAACAGCCGGUCUUGAUGCCCCUGACGUGGCUUAUGGACUCUUUCUUUGUCGUGGUGAUAUCGCGGGUACAAAUGAGUGUCAAGAUUGUGUGGCUCUUGCAGGGACAGAAAUAGUGAAACUUUGCCCUAACCAGAAAAGGGCAUUUAUUUGGUUAGAUAAAUGCAUGUUACAUUAUGCCAACCACUCUUUUUUCUCCACCAGUGUGGAAUCACCGGUAAUCAUACUGUAUAAUGUGCAAAAUAUCACAGAACAAGACCGAUUUGAGCAAUUGCUGGGAGAAACUAUGGAUGUUUUAGCGACUCGGGCUUCAAAUGAUGAGUCUGGAAACGUUACCAGGUUUGCAACUCAAGAAGUCAACUUCACAGCUUUUCAGAAGCUAUAUAGCCUAACGCAGUGCACACAAGAUUUAUCCCAGAUUGAUUGUGAUAGAUGCCUUCGAAUAGGCAUCAGUAACAGACCAACUGACUUGGUUGGAAAGCAAGGGGCGGCCAUUUUUAUUCCCAGUUGUUAUAUUAGGUACGAGGUGUACCCAUUUUUCAAUUCCACAGCCACCGACCCACCACGGCCAACAUCUCCUCCGCCUCCACCUCCACCUCCACCUCUACCUCCUCCAAACCCUUUAGCAAGUCCUAAAGGUAAAAUUUCAAAGCAUAGGGAAAGGAUAAUUUCGGUCAAAACAACAAUUAUCGCCGUUGUUGCUUCAAUAGUUGUGUCAGCGGUACUUCUCUCAGUAGGCUUGUGCUUCCUAGUUAGGAGAGGCAGAAAACGGUAUUAUACUAUAGAAAAAGAAAACGUUGGGAGUGAUAUUACAAUUGUAGAAUCCUUGAAAUUUGAUUUGGGUACGAUUGAAGCAGCCACAAACAACUUCUCCAUUGAUAACAAGAUAGGUCAAGGCGGGUUUGGUCAGGUCUACAAGGGUAGUCUCCGUGAUGGACAAGAUAUAGCUGUGAAGAGGCUAUCCAAGACCUCUGCACAAGGCGCUACAGAAUUUAAGAACGAGGUUGUUGUGGUAGCCAAGCUUCAACAUAGAAAUCUUGCCAGACUAUUGGGAUUUUGCCUCACUGAAGAGGAGAAGAUACUCAUUUAUGAAUAUAUUUGUAACAAAAGUCUUGACUAUUUUCUGUUCGAUCCGGAAAAACAAAGACAGUUGGAUUGGUCAAGACGCUACAAUAUUAUAGAAGGUAUAGCCAGAGGGAUGCUUUAUCUUCAUGAAGAUUCCCAGCUAAGAAUAAUUCAUCGUGAUCUCAAAGCUAGCAAUAUUUUGUUAGACGGGGAGAUGAACCCUAAAAUUUCAGAUUUUGGCAUGGCAAAGAUUUUUGGUGUGGAUCAAUCUCAAGGAAAUACAAGAAGAAUAGCUGGGACAUUUGGUUACAUGCCUCCAGAGUACGUAAUGCAUGGAAAGUUUUCUGUGAAAUCAGAUGUGUUUAGUUUUGGUGUUUUAGUUCUAGAGAUUAUAAGUGGCAGGAAGAAUGGUUAUUUCCAUCAAUCAAGCUCUGGUGAGAGCCUUCCAAGUUAUGCUUGGAAACAAUGGAGAAAUGGGACCCCAUUGGAAUUGAUGGAUUCAACAUUGAAGAACUCUUAUUCAAGUAAUGAAGUGGUCCGAUGCAUCCAUAUAGGCUUGUUGUGUGUUCAAGAAGAUAUGGUGGCGAGGCCCUCUAUGGCAUCUGUAAGUGUCAUGCUCAACAGUCUUUCUGUUAGUCUACCAUUGCCUCGAAAACCUGCAUUCUUUGUUCAUAGCAGAACAGAGUACUUGAGCUCGCCAAAUGGAUUUAAGUCGAAUCAACGUACAAGCAAGUCAAAGGAGUCGUCUCGAAAUGAAGCAUCUAUUACUGAACUUUACCCUAGAUAGAAUGACAAGUUUAAGAUGUAAAAUGAAGUGAGCUGUUAAUCGCACAGGAUAUGAAUGUAUUCACAUAAUAUGAAUUUAUUGGCUUUUUUUUAUUUUUUUUUUAUUUUUUUAAUAUUUCUAAACUCUGAAAUUGAUCCCAAUAUAUUUUUUUCAUGAAUUUUUACCAUUUGUCCAACAUAAUAUUAUACUACAAUUUAAAAUUUUAUCCGUUAUGAUAUUGCCAAUAAAAAGCCUAGUCUAUUUUCUAGUGUUUAUGCCUGACUAAGUCAAUUGAAAUGAUGGAUUAGGUAUGUUGAAUUCAAAUUUUCACUUCUCUCCGUCACUAAUAUUAAGUGUAUUUGUCACCACCCGAAUCCAAAAAUCUGAAUCGCAAACCGGGUCCUUACCCGAACCU
Molecule: messenger RNA, 2514 nt
Organism: Cornus florida
Lineage: Eukaryota; Viridiplantae; Streptophyta; Magnoliopsida; Cornales; Cornaceae
Product: cysteine-rich receptor-like protein kinase 10
Exons: 7
Coding region: 42-2120 (692 amino acids)
Biological process (GO): protein phosphorylation
Molecular function (GO): ATP binding; protein kinase activity
Source: RefSeq, a predicted model, not a curated record